Molecule: messenger RNA, 1702 nt
Organism: Paramormyrops kingsleyae
Lineage: Eukaryota; Metazoa; Chordata; Actinopteri; Osteoglossiformes; Mormyridae
Gene: fgf9
Product: fibroblast growth factor 9
Molecular function (GO): growth factor activity
Source: RefSeq, a predicted model, not a curated record
CAGAAAUAACAAGGCCAAAGUCAUAUCUACAUUAUAUGAAAACAUCAAUUGCUCUUGAUUGUAAUGAAGUCUCAUUAAAAGUCAAGGUUUCCAGUUCAACGAAUGAUUCAUACAAGGGAGUAUUGUGAGUGUGCAAGCCCUCUAAAAGGGCAUUCGUAGCUGUUAAUAUUCCUUUAUCCCGCCUAAUUACAGUCAUGUGCUAUUACAGACUUAAAAGGUGACUGAGUGUAGCGUUUGGCAUUGGUGGUUAUUCAAUGUGCUCAGAUCACAUGGACUGUCUCUCCCACAGGAAAUGACAUCAUUCAGGAUAUCUCAGCCUGUUUUGUUCCCCCGCACGACUGAUAAGCUUUCCUCACAAAAAUAAUAACAAUAAUAAACCAAUCUUGGUGUUUGAAACAUAUAGCACCAUUCAUACAGUCUUCCUUGCCCUUGUUUUUUCCCCCUCAUAAUGACCUAAAACAUCAUAUGUCUGUGUUGGUUCUCAGUCGUCCAGGACAUGAUAAUCUUAAGGGCUUGAAUCGAAUGCAACUGGCCAUCUUUUUCAAUUUCUUGAAGACGUUCCACCUCUCAUCCGAAAGGCUUCUUCAGUUCUAAAAGUCUGAUGAGGAGUUCCAGGUAUUUAUCCUCUAAAAAGCCAGAUCUCAUUAUUGAUAUGAAAUGACCUUAUCUAUCCCACAAGUCAAUGUCUAUUUGCCAUAGCGGUGUUAGUAUCACAUAUUAAGGUGCUGCAUUGUGUUCCGCUAUUCAGGAGGGUUUAUGGGGAGACAGGUGCAGGGGAACAACAACAAGGAGUAGCCACUCGUCCUGCAGGUGAGACUGUGCUGCUGGGUAUAAAGGUCGGGGCAGGGGGGGGGGGUGGUGGUUAGGAAUAUAUAAGAAAAAAAUCUGUGGCGGAUGGUGGGGGCUGCAAAGACACAGUUGUUUACAUCAAACUGAGGACAAAUUGUUCAGACACAUGGUGGGUGGAGCUGUGGCAUGAAGAAGCGCCCAGCGUGUUCGAGAGGUCCGGCUGGAGUUGCAGAAUGGAGACCCCCACUUGGGCUCUACAGACCGCCGUAGCGCCUCUUAGGAUGCUCCCUCUCCUGGCACUGGUGGCAGGCUGUGGGAGGCGUCACUGUGUGGGCAGAAUUGCAGUCACAGGCCAAGGUUCUAUAAGGGACUUUGGGGCCUGGCUACGUACCCAGUGGCAAAUCUCCACCCGGGACACCAGGCUGAGAAAGGAAGGUACCUCUCACCCAUUCAGAGGUUUGGCCCAAAAACAACUACUCUACUGCCGUGUUGGCAUUGGCUAUCACUUACAAAUCCUACCCAAUGGCAACAUUGGGGGCGUGCAUGAGCCCACGGAGUACUGUUGGCUGAAGGUGUUCUCCAUGCAGUGGGGUGUGGUGGGAAUUAAAGGACUGAAAAGCAAUCUCUACCUGUGUAUGUCCAGUGCAGGGAUUGCCUGGGGAUCGGAGCAUUUCAUGGCUGAAUGCCUGUUCAGGGAGGACAUGGAGGAGGACCAUUAUACCACCUACGCCUCAGCCUCCCACCCGGGCCUUUACCUGGCCCUGUCCCACAAUGGCCAGGCCAAGAGGGGAAACACUGUGCAGAAAGAGAAUCCCUGUGCCCACUUCCUGCCCCGCCUCCAAACAUGACUCUGUCUGAGUCAAAUCCUGCCUGCCUCUGUGGCUGAAGACUAGUCUCCAUGGAAACACCAGAA